CCCGCUGCUCCGCCAGGGGCUGUUGAAUGAGAAGUCUCAACAGUAUGGUAACGCACACGAUGAGUAAUUCACUGGCAACGCUAUGUAAUAUAGGCAAUUCGUGUUAUAUGAACUCGGUGCUGUACACGUUACGCUUUGCACCGAACUUUACGCAUAACCUGCACCAUCUGGUAGAAUUUUUGGAGCUCGUGCUACAUAAAUCGAAUGCCGACAAGAAGUACAUCGUGCAGCACGAUGAAGCUGCUCAGAACGAGCUGAAUGUGAUGAAUUUGAAGCCUAAAUCUUCCCUCGUCGGUCAUACUGCAUCGACCGGUGGAGCGGAAACGGUCGGUGCCCACGCGUGGAGCAGUAAAGAUUUGAUUCAGCAUGACCGGAAUGUGAACGGGUAUGAAAAACCAGCCACAAACAGAACCACCCACCCAUCCGAUGGUUCUGGUGCGUUCAGCGAAAUCAGCUUUGGUGAUAAUGAUAAAUGCAGUGUUCUAAGUAGUCCUACGCAUGUUUGCAAUUCCUGUAGUGCGGCCAAGCCUACCUGUACUGGUGAUAGUUGUAAUAGGUCAAAAAAUUCAGAUAUAAGCUAUAGUAAUGGAAGCGGAACGAAGAACAACCGGCAGCUGGUGUGCGAAACGCUGCACGAACUGUUCCACAGUCUUGCCCGGAAUGAGGCGUCCGAUGUGAUUGAACCGUUUCAUGCCGGCGGAUUGCUGCAGGCGGUACAAAGUGUUAGCAGCACGUUCGAAGGCAACCAGCAGCAAGAUGCGCACGAAUUUCUGAUGUGCAUAUUGGACAGUGUGCGAGAGUCUUGUCAAAUAUUGAACAAACAUCUAAUAGAAAAUCCAGAUAUUCUAAAGAUUAGCCCUUUUCCAUCGCUUGAGAAAACCGCUUCGACAGACGUAACGAUAAACAAUAGCAAUAGUACAGCUGUAAAUUCCGAAACAAAGCUUAGCAACACACAAUUUAUCACGCGUAAUCUAUUUCGCCGGCGCAAAGAAUCGUUAAAAGCGAACACCAAGUCAUGCGCUAAGGAUGGAAGAUCGGACCAACCGGCCAGUACCGUCGUAAGCGUACAAACCGCUUCGGCAACCAACUGUGUACAUAACUGUACGGGAAAGCAAAAGAUGCAGCUGCCGAACGCGAACGCCAGCGUGCAGGAACCAAGUGUUGCCCAGGAACGCUUAAAGCAACGCAUCCGGACGUUGGGAUUAAAUUUUUUUUGUGAAGAUUUUGAAGGUGUUACCGUGUCGAGAACGCGGUGUCUGUCCUGCGAGACGGUUACCGAGCAAAAGGAAACGAUGAUAGACAUCGCCAUUCCGAUCACAUCCAACGAAGUGAGCGAUGCCGUUAAGAACCCUCAGCAAUUUUAUCAGGACGCUUGCAUAACGCAGGAAUAUUUCCGGGGCGAUAACAAGUAUCGAUGUGAAGUUUGCUCCGGCUACACCGAAGCUUGUCGCACAAUUUCCUUUGACAAAUUGCCACGAUUGCUAGUCCUGCAGCUAAAGCGCUUUAACGGCGAUAUGGAAAAAAUCAACAGCUACAUCCCAACACCGUUCAUACUGCAGUGCUUUUGUGCGGAAUGCAUCGGCAAGUCGGACAGCGAAAAGCGUCACAUUUAUCGACUGUACAGUGUUAUCACGCAUGUAGGUGCGCGAAUGUCCGUGGGACAUUACAUCGCGUACACGAGCUCACUCCAGAUCCCGCUGCACUACAUCAACUGUGUGAAAGAUCGUCAGCGAAGAGCGUUACUUGCGGCCGCCUCCUUCGAAGCACAAAAUACGCUGCACGCUUCCGACGGGAUGCACAAUGCUGGUGGAAUUUCGAGCAAAAGUAAUAGCAGCGGCGGUGCCGAGAAAAGCGCGUCCGGUCAAUUAAAGAAGCUAUUCGGUAGCAAAAAAACAUCCAGCGCGGGUGAUAUAAGCAAAAAGUUAAAGAACAACGUAAUCAACCGUUUCUCGCCGAUUAACGGCAUGGAAAGUUUGCAUCUUAACGCAAACACCGACACCUGUCUGGAGAAGCCGGCCAGAUCGGCAGGGUACAUUGACAACUUCUACAGCAUUCACAGUAUCGAUGGCAGUAUGAGUCAGGCGCACGGUGCUGGUGAUUUUCUGCUCAACGGCAGCGAACCAGGCACCGGUCUAUCCUGUCAGAGCAUCGGUUGCUGUGCGGUACUUACAAAGGCAAUGCUUUCGAACGAUAUCAUGCAUCCGGCGUCCAGCAACGGUCGGUGCUUCAUCGACGAUGGUUUAAUGAGUGAAAAUGCGCGCAACAGCAGCGUCCAUAGCCUGUCCCCUGUUACUACAGGGUCACUGUGCAAUAACAAUUGUGCCCACAAUCAUUACAAGCUGGACGCGUCGAACGGUGAAGACCGAUCCACCAUGGCAGACGGUCAUGGUCCCUUAUUUGCCAGCGCGCUCAACAACGACGAUGGGAAAGACCUAAGCUACGGUAAUGUCAUCCACGAGUCGUUAGCCAAUCAGCAAUUAACGUGGUACAUGUGCGACGAUGACAAAAUCAAAAUCAUGACUCAGCCAGAGUUUGAGGAGAUACUUUCGCCGAACCGCCGACACGUGACAACGCCAUACUUGCUAUUUUACGCGCGUUACGAUGUACAGCAAAGUCAACAUAAUCAAUCGAAGGAGCCAACGAUAUCCCCUGCUCAACAGCAGCAGCAACCGUUAGAGCAUAAACUACACACAGCACUUGCAAAACACGUAACGCCAGCAACAAAAUCUGCCACAAUCUCUGUCUAA
This is a messenger RNA of Anopheles maculipalpis, 2747 nucleotides long. RefSeq lists its product as uncharacterized. Gene Ontology annotation, cellular component: nucleus; cytosol. NCBI's taxonomy places the organism in Eukaryota, Metazoa, Arthropoda, Insecta, Diptera, Culicidae. Gene Ontology annotation, biological process: protein deubiquitination. Gene Ontology annotation, molecular function: cysteine-type deubiquitinase activity; cysteine-type endopeptidase activity. The record is from RefSeq and is a predicted model, not a curated record. The coding region runs from base 27 to 2747 and encodes 906 amino acids. The transcript has 4 exons.